Messenger RNA from Meriones unguiculatus (Mongolian gerbil), 5671 nucleotides. It is a transcript of the gene Rubcn, whose product is annotated as rubicon autophagy regulator. Gene Ontology annotation, biological process: negative regulation of autophagosome maturation; negative regulation of endocytosis. The transcript is spliced from 21 exons. Gene Ontology annotation, cellular component: late endosome; early endosome. Lineage: Eukaryota; Metazoa; Chordata; Mammalia; Rodentia; Muridae. Gene Ontology annotation, molecular function: phosphatidylinositol phosphate binding. The record is from RefSeq and is a predicted model, not a curated record. The coding region runs from base 589 to 3348 and encodes 919 amino acids.
CGAGACAAACGGCGGCCCAGAGCGGCCCGCGCGGACCUGGCGCACAGCGGCCCUUGCCGGUCGGGGGCGCCGCGCCGGACGGGAGGCGCGUCCUGGGGCGCCGCGGAGAGCCGCUGGUCGUCCGCCCUCGCGCCUCGACGCCCCGCAUCUUCGACAGCGUCUGGACCCCGGCGCCUCCGAAACCCAGCCUGAGACGCUAGCUCGGCCCCGCUGUUCUCCGGGCCGUCCCCCCGCUGUGCCACCUCGGGAGGCUCGACCCACGGACCCCUGCGAGCGUCGAUUGCAGCCAUGGGUCCCGGCUCCCCUCUCCCUGAGUGGCCACGUCCGACGGCGAAGGCUGCAGUGACAGUUCUUGCGUCACCUUAACAAUAAAAGUAAAUGCCAAUGUACCUGCACCAUCUCUCGGUCGGCACUCUAUGAACACUUGGCACGGUACUAGCUACCUUAGUGAGACCUCAUCUUCCCUGGGGAGGGAGAGAACAUUGGCAGUUGCUGGGUAAUUUGAAGACUACUGUGGAAGGUUUGGUGUCAGCCAACUGCCCCAAUGUCUGGUCCAAGUAUGGUGGCCUGGAGCGGCUUUGCAGAGACAUGCAGAACAUUCUGUAUCAUGGGCUCAUCCAUGACCAGGUGUGUUGCCGCCAGGCUGAUUACUGGCAGUUUGUGAAAGACAUUCGGUGGCUCAGUCCACACUCAGCCUUUCAUGUUGAGAAGUUCAUCAACUUGCAUGAGAAUGGCCAGAGAGAUGCUGAUGGUGUGAGCGAGCGUGCUGUCGCGGAGCUGUGGCUGCAGCACAGCCUGCAGUGCCACUGCCUCUCAGCCCAGCUCCGGCCUCUGCUUGGGGAUAGACAGUAUAUCAGGAAAUUCUACACAGAAUCUGCUUUCCUGCUAAGUGAUGCCCACGUCACAGCCAUGCUUCAGUGCCUGGAAGCAGUGGAACAGAACAACCCCCGUCUCCUGGCUCAGAUUGAUGCAUCUAUGUUUGCCAGAAAGCACGAGAGCCCGCUGCUGGCUGCAAAGAGCCAGAGCCUGACAGCCCUGCCUGGUUCCACAUACACCCCUCCAACCAGCUGUGCUCAGCGUUCCUACUUUGGGUCCUCCUCCAGCCUUCACCAGUCCAUGCCCAACCACAGCUCAGAGAGAAGAUCUACUUCCUUUUCACUCUCUGGCUCUCCCUGGAAACCUCCGGAAGACAGAGAACCCCUCUCACCAGCAGAGACUCAACCGGCCCAAGCUCCGCUGCUUCCAGACUCGACUCUCGCCCAGAACUCCCCACUGACCCCCCAGGAGAUGAGCUCCAGCACUCUGACUAGCCCCAUGGAGGCAUCCUGGGUCAGCAGCCAAAAUGACUCCCCAAGUGAUGCCAGUGAGGGGCCUGAGUACCUGGCCAUUGGCAACCCAGACCCCCACGGCCGGACUGCCAGUUGCCAGAGUCACAGCAGCAAUGCCGAGAGUAGCAGCCCUCACUUGUUCUCCUCCGGCAGCUCUCAAAAGGCAGAUUCUGCUGCCUCUUCUCUAGGGGACCAGGAGGCAGGUAGGCAGAGUCAGACAGGCAGCGUCCUUCGCAGGUCCAGCUUCUCAGAAGGGCAGACAGUCCCUGUCACCAGCGGGACCAAGAAGAGCCAUAUUCGCUCCCAUUCGGAUACCAACAUCGCCUCCAGAGGAGCCUCAGGAGGCCCCAGGAAUAUCACCAUUAUAGUUGAAGAUCCCAUUGCAGAGGGUGGUCAGUACCUGUGCUCAGGAGAAGGCAUGUUUAGAAGACCGUCAGAAGGACAGUCCCUCAUCAGUUACCUCUCAGAGCAAGACUUUGGCAGCUGUGCAGACCUCGAAAAGGAGAAUGCCCACUUCAGCAUCUCAGAGUCCUUGAUUGCCGCCAUUGAGCUGAUGAAGUGCAACAUGAUGAGCCAGUGUCUAGAAGAGGAGGAAGUAGAGGAGGAAGACAGUGACAGAGAGAUCCAGGAACUGAAACAGAAGAUCCGCCUUCGGCGCCAACAGAUCCGCACCAAAAACUUACUCCCCGCGUACCAGGAGACUGAGCAUGGAAGCUUCCGGGUCACCUCCAGCAGCUCCCAGUUCAGUUCACGUGAUUCUACACAGUUCUCCGACUCUGGCUCUGCUGAGGAUGUUGAUGAACUUGACAUCCACGAUGGUAGUGAAGGCUCUAACCUGACUCACAUGUCAAAGAGUGGACUCUCAGUGUCACUGGCCUCGCUGUUCUCAGAUGCCGACAUCCGGAGGAGUGCGGUCUCAAAUGGCAAAGCAUCCUUCUCCCAGGCCUUUUCCCACUGCUUCCUACACUCCACAUCAGCUGAAGCGGUGGCCAUGGGCCUUCUGAAGCAGUUUGAGGGGAUGCAGCUUCCAGCUGCCUCCGAGCUGGAGUGGCUAGUUCCAGAGCAUGAUGCCCCACAGAAGCUCCUGCCUAUCCCCGACUCACUGCCCAUCUCACCAGAUGAUGGGCAGCACGCGGACAUCUACAAACUGCGUAUCCGUGUACGUGGCAACCUGGAGUGGGCUCCACCCCGGCCUCAGAUCAUCUUUAAUGUUCAUCCAGCCCCAACGAGGAAGAUUGCUGUGGCCAAGCAGAAUCACCGCUGUGCGGGAUGUGGCAUCCGCACAGACCCUGAUUAUAUCAAGCGGCUUCGGUACUGUGAGUACCUGGGCAAGUACUUCUGCCAGUGCUGCCACGAGAACACCCAGAUGGUCGUCCCCAGCCGGAUUCUGCGCAAGUGGGACUUCAGCAAGUACUAUGUCAGCAACUUUUCCAAGGACCUGCUCAUUAAGAUCUGGAAUGAUCCCCUCUUCAACGUGCAGGACAUCAACAGCGCCCUCUAUAGGAAGGUCAAGCUGCUCAAUCAAGUCCGACUGCUGCGGGUUCAGCUGUGCCACAUGAAGAACAUGUUUAAGACGUGCCGACUGGCCAAAGAGCUUUUGGAUUCCUUUGACAUAGUCCCAGGCCACCUGACAGAGGAUCUCCACCUAUACUCACUGAACGACCUGACUGCAACCAAGAAGGGGGAACUGGGGCCCCGUCUGGCUGAGCUCACUAGAGCAGGAGCUGCCCACGUGGAGAGAUGCAUGCUGUGCCAAGCCAAGGGCUUCAUCUGUGAGUUCUGCCAGAAUGAGGAUGACAUCAUCUUUCCUUUUGAGCUGCAUAAGUGCCGGACCUGUGAAGAGUGUAAAGCAUGUUACCAUAAAGCUUGCUUCAAGUCUGGAAGCUGCCCCCGGUGUGAGCGCCUACAGGCCCGGCGGGAGUUGCUGGCCAAGCAGAGCCUGGAGUCCUACCUAUCUGACUAUGAGGAGGAGCCCACAGAAGCCUUGGCUCUAGAGGCCACCAUCCUGGAGACCACCUGAGGAACGCACCUAAGCUCUUUUGUCCAAGGGUCUGACUAGGGUCAGAUAGAGAACUGAGCCACACCUUCAAGGAAGAUGAGGCCUUUUCAAAUAUAUAUAUUGUCAUUUUUUUAUGACUUGUCUGCCGUCCAGAUGUAGGCAACCUUUAUUGGUUGAUGGGUCCAGUCUAUUGUGACAGAUGCUGUGGGCAUCGAGUACUGUCAUCAGAACUGACACUGGGAGUGCCUCUUGUCAGGGACUUUUGUCAGGACAUCAAGAUCCAGCUCUUCUGACACGUUUGUCCUGCUCCACUGGGACCAGAUCUGGUUACAGCUGCAGCUCAAGGAUCAUUCCCACUCUUGACGUAGUCCUCAACUUCUGAGCCAGGCCUUUCUCAGCCAAUGAUCUUUUCCUUUGCUGCUGAAAUAGGAGAAUGGUAUUUUCUCUGUCCCAGUCCUGAGGCCCGGAAGAGAAUGGGACUACACAGUGGGCAUUCUGUCCAACUUACUUAGGUAUUUAAGGGACAGGUAGGAACAGAGCCGUCAUUGUCCUAGAAUCCUCAGAGACCUCAAGAGGCAACCAUAACUCCCCUGUUUCAAAUAUCCCAGACAUAGGUGGGCACGAGCUGCUCGUGUACUCUGGUGGGCUUGAAGCAAAGAACAGAACUGAGUCUUGGGCCAGGCCCAUCUGUAGUCAGCACCGCAAGCAUAAGUGAAGCUGCAACUGGUGCUUAAGGCAUGUUUAUUCAGACAGAGGAGCCGGCGGCCUCCCCUGGGGUGUUCAGUCUCUCAGUUAACUAACUUGAGUGCAGGUAUGCUUCAAGCUCAGGCAAGUCCCUGACGCCGACCUCAGGAGAGGCUAGAAGCCCCACCCACCAUCUUAACAUGGGUCCCUUACUGCUCUGUCUGACUGUGUGACCAUUGUGGUUCUAAGUACAGCUGUGACCCAACUCCGUUCUCCACCCCCUUCCCCCAGCAGAGCUGGGCCCUCCCUGUUGGCUGAUCUCUUGCCUUAGUUUCUUUUCUCAGAGUUGGGAGAAGCCCUCCCACUCAGCAGCACUAGAGAACUUGACAGUUUGUGAAUGUUUCUGUUUGCUCAGAAUAACAGGCGCCUUUAUGCCACUUAUGCACUUAACACUCAGCCUCGGUGACACAUUGAACCAUCCAUUUCAUGUUACUGAUUGUAAUAGACUCCUCCCUCCCCCCAUCACUUAAUGUGCAUUUCUGUGAGAAGUUUCCUGGAUGAGGCUGGACAUGUCUGUGGUGGUGUUUGAAUUGCUGCAGGUCUAACGUCUGUGUAAAGACUGGUCAAAGUUGCCUCUCAGAGCCUGGUGGUUCUGUGAACUAAUGACCACCAUGCUUUUGUUCUGGAGCUGACUUCUGGGUUUUCCUGUCCGUGGUAGCUACUAAAAUCAUUGCUCCGGGCACUGCCCCAAGAAGCCAGACAAAGUUGCAUUUGGUUGGUGGGAGCUGACAGGUAACUGAGCCGGAGGGGACGAGGGAUCUCCCCGAGAGGCGGUCAACGUGACAGCUAAGCUGAGCUCUAACGGAGCAAGAGGGAAUGUGUCAGGGAACUAACUGAUCCAGGUGCCUUCCUCUGCUUCAGCCUUGGGAGCUGACGGCUCUAUGGUGGGGCCUGUUCUCAGGCAGAAAGCUGAGGCCAGGGCCAGAGAGAGUUGGUUAGAAGUCCCUUCCACUCAGUUGUCACUGAGUCAGACCUCGGAUUCAGACUCUGCCUCCAGUUCCAGUUCAUGGCUAACUUCCCGUCCAGCUGCUCACUCCAAGUCACCACACUGGAGGAGGCUGCCGCCACCCACUCUCCAGCUGACCUCAGCCUUCUCGCUGACUUUCCAGUUUCCCUGCCCCCCUACCCCCUUAGAGCACAGAUCUCUGCAGUGCUCCGGAUUCUGUGCUGUCGUUACUGACCAAAUACCCAUAUGUUUAUUUAUUUGGGAAUGGGAGAGAAGGGACCGAGGGGGUGUUUCUUGUGAAAGCACUUUGUUUUGUCACUUUACAGUAUCUGAGUCUCCCCUGCUGCGGGGAGAGGCAUCCAAUACACUGAGGAGAGUUGCCUCUGGGGUGAGGCGGGAGGGGAGCAUCACAUCUGUACAGAGGGAGACAAGCUCCAAGGCACUGAGAGGUGUGGAAGCCGAGUGCUCUGCACUUAGGAGGCUCCCUCUGCCGAGGAUUGAGAGCGUGUGCUAAACUAACAGAAAAGGAGCAAGAGUCUAAAUAAAAGCAUUCUGUUUGUGUACAACUUGUGUUUUGAACUGGAUUUUCAGCUGCUGUAAUUCGUGCAGAUCCUAACAGUUCAUGGUCAUCUUUAAUAAACUAAGGAAAUUAAA